AUGUCACAAGCCGAGACUGCCAUCCCUGGCUAUGGCCCUCCAAUGCGGUUGGAUAGGACGGCUCAAGGAGGUGGUGUCGCUGUCUGGGUGAGCAACGACCUAGCGGCCAUUGAGCUAGGCAUGGUUCCCCGUGACAACCAGGAGAUCAUAAUAUUAUGGUUCACCGCCCGUCUGCGAUGUGGCCGAACAGCUGUUGUUGCUGCCCUGUACAGGCCUGGUAGUGCUCCGGAGGGUGACACCAGCCUCAUGGAGUACCUUGAUCGCACUCUCGAUGCUGCCCGAUGUCAUGGUACCCAGUUGAUCCUUGCUGGAGACUUCAACGUCCACAGCACCGACUGGCUUCAUAGUACAAAGACAACACCUGCUGGCGAAGCAAUGGAGGAGCUCAGUGCUGCUCAUCACCUCACCCAACACGUGCUUGAGCCAACCAGGGGCAAUAACACCCUGGACCUGGUCCUUUCCGACUUUGACACCCCGGUCAUGUCUACUGUGCACCCACCUCUCGGCCGAUCUGACCAUGCCAGUGUGAUUACCGACUUCCUGCGUGCUCCACCACACCGGGAGCCUCCAACCUCGAGGUGCGUGUGGCGCUAUAAUUUGGCUGACUGGCCACGUUUAAAGCACUUCUUCCGGCAAACAGACUGGUCCUCUAUCAUCACUGACAACAUUGACCUGUCAUGCGAGCGGCUGACUGGCAGGAUCUCUGAGGGCAUGACAACGUUCAUCCCGUCCAAGAGCCUCAAGCUGCACAGUACUGACCCAGUGUGGUGGACACCAGAGUGCACCGAAGCCACCAAGAGGAAGCGAAAUGCAUGGAAGCGACUCCGUCUGCAUCCAGCAGAUGCACAACUCCAACUAGCUUAUACCCAAGCCACAGCCACUGCCUCAGCAUGCCUUCAGAGAGCUGAAGAUACCCAUGCAGCAGCCAUUCGUGGAAGGCUCGCAGCAGGUGGUUUAUCCAGUCGUGAAUGGUGGUCCACUGUCAAGCGUGCCGGUGGGUGUGGGCGUAGCCAUGAUAUCCCUACCCUCAAGGAGGAAAACGGUGAGGAGCUAACCACCAGUAAGGACAAAGCAGAGAGCUUUGCCCGCUACUUUUCAGCGAAAUGCAGCCUUGGUGAUGACCUUGAUGCCAGCAACCUCCCGUAUGUACGCCCGCGAUCUGAUGCUUGUCUGAGUACCAUCCACUUUAGGCCACGAACGGUAUGCCGUGAACUGAGGAAGAUUGUCCCGUCCAAAGCCACUGGCUCGGAUGGUGUACCAGGAUGA
Messenger RNA from Sycon ciliatum, 1266 nucleotides. RefSeq lists its product as uncharacterized. Bases 1 to 1266 code for a protein of 421 amino acids. Gene Ontology annotation, cellular component: extracellular matrix. Gene Ontology annotation, biological process: larval heart development; cell adhesion involved in heart morphogenesis. NCBI's taxonomy places the organism in Eukaryota, Metazoa, Porifera, Calcarea, Leucosolenida, Sycettidae. Gene Ontology annotation, molecular function: catalytic activity. The record is from RefSeq and is a predicted model, not a curated record. The transcript has a single exon.